Messenger RNA from Ceratitis capitata (Mediterranean fruit fly), 1969 nucleotides. Its product is annotated as tricarboxylate transport protein, mitochondrial. The coding region runs from base 274 to 1230 and encodes 318 amino acids. The transcript has 6 exons. The record is from RefSeq and is a predicted model, not a curated record. NCBI's taxonomy places the organism in Eukaryota, Metazoa, Arthropoda, Insecta, Diptera, Tephritidae. Gene Ontology annotation, biological process: mitochondrial citrate transmembrane transport.
CAACAGUCAGUACAGUGUAUCGUACGAUCGCCAACGACAGUGGUGCGUGUUUUUUUGUGGUCGCUCAAGCGCGCGCAUUUAGUUCGGACGGUUUCCGAUUCGAGUUUGAUUUGAUUGCUAAACUUUUAAAGUGGCGCCGGUAAAUGGUUUAUAAACCAAACUCUCAAUAAUUUCGUUCUCUUCUGGAGUACCCUCACCAACUAUCUUUUAACACUCGCAUCACACACAUAUCCAUUUAACUCGAAAACUCGCACAGCUACAUAUAAGUUAACUAUGGAUCGCAGAGGACUAAGUACAGCAUUUGUAAGCCCAUUUGGUCAGCGGCCCUGGAUGGCGAAUACUGGCGCAGCAGCGCCCUCCGCCGGUAAUAAAGGUGUGAAGGGUAUUGUGGCUGGAGGUAUCACGGGCGGAAUUGAAAUUUGCAUAACAUUUCCCACCGAGUAUGUGAAGACACAAUUGCAGUUGGAUGAAAAAGGUGCUAACAAAAAGUAUAAUGGUAUUGGCGACUGCGUUAAGAAGACUGUAAAAUCAAAUGGUUUCUUUGGUUUAUAUCGCGGCUUGAGCGUUUUAUUGUACGGCAGCAUUCCCAAGUCUGCGGCACGAUUUGGCGCCUUCGAAUUCUUGCGUAGCAACAUGGCCGGCUCAAAUAAUCAGCUCAGUAAUUCGGGCAAACUCUUGUGCGGCCUUGGCGCUGGUGUUUGUGAAGCGAUUUUAGCUGUUACACCCAUGGAGACUGUCAAAGUGAAAUUCAUCAAUGACCAGCGUAGCGCAAAUCCACAAUUCCGUGGCUUCUUCCAUGGUGUCAGCACGAUUGUAAAACAAGAAGGUUUUGGCGGUGUGUAUAAGGGUCUUACACCAACCAUUCUUAAACAAGGCUCGAAUCAAGCUAUACGUUUCUUCGUUAUGGAAUCGCUGAAAGAUCUCUACAAGGGUGACGAUCCCAACAAGAAUGUACCCAAACUGGUGGUAGGCGCUUUUGGUGCAGUGGCUGGUGCUGCUUCAGUGUUUGGCAACACACCGCUCGAUGUGGUGAAAACACGCAUGCAAGGUCUCGAAGCGUCCAAAUACAAGAAUACAGCCGAUUGUGCUUUGCAAAUUUGGCGCAACGAAGGUGUGACUGCCUUCUACAAAGGUACAGUGCCACGACUGGGUCGUGUUUGCCUAGAUGUAGCCAUAACCUUUAUGAUCUAUGAUUCAUUUAUGGAAUUGUUUAACCAAGUUUGGAAAUAAUAAGUAACGAUAAUUAACGGAAACUAGUGACAUUCACGAAAUUACAUACAUACAUAUGUAUGUACUUCUGCAUAGGUAUGCUUAGUUGUUGUAAAUCUGUACUAGAAAUCAUCUGUGCCCAUAUGUGUAUGUCAUAAUUUUUGCUGAAAUGCGCCUACCUAUUAUUAUACAUAUGUACUUUCAUAUGUACUACAUGGAUAUGCACAUAUGUAUAUAUGAGCAUGUUUUUUUUUUUUUGUAAAAAGAGAGAAUCCAAAUGAACAGAAUUUAAACAUUUAUUUUAAUGGAAAUUUUUUAAAUAAGUAAUAUACAACAACAUUAUUUCCUAGUCAAUUAAUCGAGGAAACGUACAACAAAUUAUAUUUUGAUAGCAUUAAGUAAAUAAAAAAAAUGCAUUUUCGACAAAUGAUACAUGAAUUUAUCCACAAGAGAGUCAAUCUUAACAACAUACAUAUGUAUAUAUAUAUAUAUUACUAAUUAAAGCGAAAUACUUAUAUAUUUACAUAUACAUAUACCUAUGCAUGCAUUUAGUCAAAAAAUAAUUGUACUUGGUUACUCGAUACAUUCUAGGAGUUUCUUUUUUAGAAAUUUACUUCUGUACAUUCUACUGUACAGUGUGGCACGCAUUUGUACAUCCCAAUUAUUUAUAUGAUGUAAAUUUAAUUGAAGACGCAUUUACUUAAAAAAUUGUAAAACAAAUGACACUUAAUGUUGCAUAAAUGUAAAGUUACAAAAAAAA